This is a messenger RNA of Topomyia yanbarensis, 934 nucleotides long. Its product is annotated as rabankyrin-5-like. NCBI's taxonomy places the organism in Eukaryota, Metazoa, Arthropoda, Insecta, Diptera, Culicidae. Gene Ontology annotation, molecular function: ubiquitin protein ligase binding. The record is from RefSeq and is a predicted model, not a curated record. The transcript has 4 exons. Gene Ontology annotation, biological process: proteasome-mediated ubiquitin-dependent protein catabolic process; regulation of proteolysis. Gene Ontology annotation, cellular component: cytoplasm. The coding region runs from base 173 to 934 and encodes 253 amino acids.
AAUUUCUUUUCAUUUCGGUCGGUCGGAAGUGUUUACAUCGGUUUGUGAGCAAAAAGUGAAUUCCUCAGCAAGGAAGUUAUGUUUUUCUUGUGAUUAAAGUGCUUUAUCGAAUUCAACAGUUAAUUGUUUCGUUGCAUUUACAAACAAUCGGUGCACGUUUUGCCGCCUAAAUAUGGAAACCAGUAGCAACGGCUCAGUGAAGCUUGAGAAACACCUAAAGCUGCUAAAAGAAGAAUACACCAAGCUGCAAAAAAACUAUGCCGAAUUGGAACGAAAAUACAGUAAAGCCGCUGCAUCUAACGAUGACGUGGGCGAAUUCAGCAGCUUUGUGUCCCGUCUUGUAAUGACUGUCGCAACUCUGUAUGGACGUAAGACUUACUCGGACAUAACGGUAAAGCUUAAGGACAAAACUAUGCCCGCUCAUAAGUUUGUGUUGAACGCACGCAGCGAAGAAUGGCGCGAGGAAGUAAUAGCAGACAAGGCAGAGUUGGACUGGUCCGACCUGGAGGCCGAUGUGGGUUUUGCGCUACUUCGUUGGAUCUACACCGACGUUGUGGACCUGCAGCAUGAUUCGCUAGCGUUGGAUUUGCUGAAAACGGCCCAUCGGUUCAAACUGCCAGGGCUGAUGGGUUUAUGCGAACGGGCCUUGGUGUCAUCGGUAUCGGUUCGUUCGUGUGUGCGAUUUUACUGUGUAGCCGAAGAAGUGGGAGCCGCCAAUCUGCUAGAGUACUGUUCCGGUUUGAUAUCGACCCACUGGGAUGAUUUGACUCCACAGGAUUUUGAGCAUAUGUCCGGUCCGUUGUUGUACAAAAUGCUCAAAAGUAAGACGAAACAUCCGUUGCAUGCUGCCGUGCGGUUGCUGCGUGAGGAUGUUGUUUUCCUGUGUUUGGUGGAGAACGAUGGCUCGCCUUUGUCCUCUAUGGGAUCCGAAUAA